Molecule: messenger RNA, 1402 nt
Organism: Vigna unguiculata (cowpea)
Lineage: Eukaryota; Viridiplantae; Streptophyta; Magnoliopsida; Fabales; Fabaceae
Biological process (GO): regulation of DNA-templated transcription
Molecular function (GO): protein dimerization activity; DNA-binding transcription factor activity
Source: RefSeq, a predicted model, not a curated record
UUUCUGAAGCUUUAUAUAUAUGAGAGGCAUAAACAUGUAGAGAGAGUCACCGGUUCCCAGGUGUUGAUCAUUUUCUGUAGUCUGUUCCCAAUAUCACUAUUUUAUUGGUUUUAUUUAUUUUUUCACUAUUGCCCCUUCUUUCUCACCACUCUAACAAACUCUUCUCACACUGCAAAUUCUGAGAGAAACUCAACUCCCAAUUCCACUGCUAAAUAUAUAUAUUCUUCUUUUUCUUCCCCAUCCCUCUGUACCCUUCUGCUAAUUUUCUCAGUUUUUUCAGUUACCCUUUAAAUACUUGUCCAUCUUUUUUCCUUUCCCCCUCACUCUCACCAUUUUCACUUCUCACCUUUUCCUUCAGCAAGGUGAAACCAACCCAUUAAUGGACACUGUGGAGCAGUUAAAGCCGGAGGAGGAGCAGCAGCAGCAGCAGAUGGACAUCAUGACCAUGAUGAUGCAACACCUCCCUCAAUUCUCUGAACCCUAUGGUGACACCAACACCAUCGACGCUUUUCAUCCCCAACAAGACUUCUACAGUAACAACAACAAUAUACGCAGUGGAAGCACCAUGCCACUAGCAGAUUUACUAGACAAUAACCCUCCCAGCCCCUUACCUUGGUCCUCUUACUCAUUCACGCACUUAACACCAUCAACCACAUCCUCCGCUACACUCUCUUUCUCCGACACCACCAACAACAACCCUACCCCAAUAAUGCUUCAACAAACCCCAACCGAGGGUGCAACUGCAACUGCAACUGUAAACCCUUACGGUGAGAAGCGGAACUCGAUGGCGGCGAUGAGGGAGAUGAUAUUCAGGAUGGCGGCGAUGCAGCCGAUACACAUAGACCCGGAGUCGGUGAAGGCGCCGAAGCGGAGGAACGUGAAGAUUUCGAAGGACCCUCAGAGUGUGGCAGCGCGGCACCGCAGGGAGAGGAUCAGCGAGAGGAUAAGGAUCCUGCAGAGACUGGUCCCUGGAGGGACCAAGAUGGACACCGCGUCGAUGUUGGAUGAGGCCAUUCACUACGUCAAGUUUCUGAAAACGCAGGUUCAGUCGCUGGAACGCGCUUCUGCUAACAAUAUUAGGCCACUUGUCGGUGUUAACGCACCAGGGAUAGGGUUCCCUGUUGCUAUGUCUGGUUCUAUUAGGACUUCUACCACUUCCCCUUCCAAUUCCACCCCUUAUUUUCCUCUGCCUAAUACCUAUGAUUAAGGAUUCCCUUACUGUGUAAAACCUAGUUAGUCCAUUCAUAAACACUCUUAUAUAUAUAAUUAAGGCUUAGCCUCUCUGGAUUAUAUAUGUAUAUUGGUGCAAAUUAUAUGUAUAUGCACCUAUCCGCCGCAUCUCAUAUCGGGCUUCUGUUCCAAAUCCACUUCUGUUAAACUGUUAUCAACAAUAACAAAAACU